CGAAAAAAAAAAAACGGGACGCAAUUUGAUUAGCACCCUAACGAACGGCAUAGUUGGAACUAUAGUCAAACGUGGCCACUUCUCUCUGCUCAUGACCGCUCUUCUAAACAAAUGAAAUGAGCGCCAUUACUUGCUAUCAUAGGGCCCCAACACAAAGCACCAUGAAUCGUCACUGUAAAACCACUGCAACCGUAAUUAGAAGCGUAAAUGAGUUGGCUAUAAUCCCGCGUCUUCGCGGCUUAUCACGCUCACUUCUCUCUUCUAACGUCUGCACCAACGCCAUCAUGAACAAGGACGCUGUUGAUUCCCAUCAGCUCGAAGCCUUAUUCCAGCAAAAACGGCUUCUCAGGUCCAAGAUUCGUAAAGACCUCAAAAACAUGGACCCAAUUCAAAGAUCUCAAGAAGAUAAUGUGAUUCAGAACAUUGUUAUAGAAUCUUCAUGGUUCAAAGAUAGCAGGAAUUUAUGCGCUUAUAUUAGCUGUGCGGCUUUGCGAGAAGUGGAUACUUCAAGAAUUGUCUCAGAGAUUCUGUCCAACCCAAUCAAUGCGGGUAGUUCACAGUUGAGGAAAAAGCUUUAUGUUCCACGUGUGGAGGACAAGAACAGCAACAUGAAAAUGCUCAAGAUAUCCAGUGUUAAUGACCUCAUAGCAAACUCAAUGAACAUUUUGGAGCCACCCUUAACAGAUGCUGAUGGAAAUCAAUGUGAAGAUGUUAUGCAGGCAAGAGAGCCACUGGACUUGGUUAUUUUACCAGGGCUUGCAUUUGACAAAUCUGGAGGGCGUUUGGGUCGUAGUGGGGGUUACUAUGAUGUCUUCCUGAAGAAAUAUCAAAAGCUUGCACAGGAGAGGAAGUGGAAGCUGCCCCUACUUGUUGCGUUAUCAUAUUCUGUACAGAUAAUGGAGGAAGGAUCCAUACCUGUCACUCCUGGUGAUGUUCCAGUGGAUGCUCUUGUAUCACCAAGUGGUUUCAUUCCCACAAGCCCAAUUGCUUUAGAGAGUUGUGGUCUGAUAAGAAAUUAGCUAGUCUUGCCUUAAGCUUUCUGAAACGCAAAUCGGCUAUCCAGCAAAGAAGCAAAUGAAGAUAUUGACCUUGGUAUAUUGUAUUGUUGCAUGAUGAAAAGAAACAAUGUUCAGGACAUUUUUUGUUAUCUUUAAAAGAAAUUGGAAACUUGAUAGUUUCAAAUCAUAUCAGGUAGUAAUGGAGUUGGGAAGAAUUUGUAUCAGUGCUUCACAUGUAUUAUACUCCUGUCACUGUAUUAUACUCCUCUGUCCGCAACACAGUCGCAAUUUUAUUAGUAAAUUAUUUUUUUUCUUGAAGGAUAA
Messenger RNA from Mangifera indica (mango), 1322 nucleotides. Its product is annotated as 5-formyltetrahydrofolate cyclo-ligase, mitochondrial-like. Gene Ontology annotation, molecular function: 5-formyltetrahydrofolate cyclo-ligase activity. Gene Ontology annotation, biological process: folic acid-containing compound biosynthetic process; tetrahydrofolate interconversion. The transcript has 8 exons. Lineage: Eukaryota; Viridiplantae; Streptophyta; Magnoliopsida; Sapindales; Anacardiaceae. Gene Ontology annotation, cellular component: mitochondrion. Bases 117 to 1019 code for a protein of 300 amino acids. The record is from RefSeq and is a predicted model, not a curated record.